AUGAUUCUCCUACUUCCUGAAGACCGCCCAUUGAUGAAUGAACUCGACUUUCUCAAGGAUCGAGAGUACUCCUUCGCCAGCCCCGACUACAAAUGGGAUGCCCAAUCGCGGAAAGAGCAGCGACCUACAUCGUUCCACAAGGUAGCCGACAUGUUCACUCUGCUGGAGGAGACGCUGCCGGCCGAGGGCUGCACCUGCAUUCUAGGCACGCCGCAGCCCAGCCUGGCCGACAUUGAAGCCGGAGGGUCGCUCAAUUUCAUCCUCAAGAUCCCCAGCGCGCUGCCCGAGGCGUAG
This is a messenger RNA of Akanthomyces muscarius, 294 nucleotides long. RefSeq lists its product as uncharacterized. NCBI's taxonomy places the organism in Eukaryota, Fungi, Ascomycota, Sordariomycetes, Hypocreales, Cordycipitaceae. The coding region runs from base 1 to 294 and encodes 97 amino acids. The transcript has a single exon. The record is from RefSeq and is a predicted model, not a curated record.